CACAUAAAAGGGAAAGAAUGAGGAGAGACACAGCAUUAGCAACACAUAAGCCUGAGCUGAAGUGGAGAAAAGCAAACGCGACGAAGAUCCACUACAAAAAUCACGGUUCCGUUUCGACCGUCAUCAUGGGCCCAGCUUUGUUUACUUUCCUCGCUCUUCUGACCACGUGCUCAGCCCAGUCGACCUCCUCGCCUUGCCUGACGCAGUUCCUGUGUUCGACGGUCGGCCUCUUCCCGCAGUGCCCUAAUACCUGCGACGUCGGCUACUUCCGUUGUUCAGAAGGCGACAUCAAUCAGCUUGUGACUCCCUCGCAGUGCGAUUUCGACCUUGUGUUUGACCUCAACUUCCAGCACCCUUACUGUGUCUUGCCGAGCGAUUGCCCGAGUACGCCCUCAACAGGAGGUUCCACGUCCAGUACGGGCUGUUUAACUACAUUCACCUGUACUACUGCGGGUAACUUCCCCGCCUGUACUACAUGCGACCCGCAGUACUUCCAGUGCGCGUACGCAGGGAGUGCCGGGGUACUUACAAGUUGCAGCAGUGGAUUGGUGUUUAAUACGAACUCUGCCUAUCCGUAUUGUGUGCUUCCUUCAAACUGCCCAUAUAACCCGGUUGGGUGAAGGGAUGUUAUCAUUUUUUCUAGCUAUUUAUCGGCCUGCCUGUCUGUCUUUAGAUUUCGUGCCUAUCUGUAAAUCCUCUCCAUCUAUCUCUUUAUUUCUUAAUUUGAUUGUUAUGAUUACGUAGUUUUGAAUAUUCUGUACUAGAGCGUGGAAGAUGUGUUCUAUAAAAUGCAACAAACUGUUAAUGUUUAUAUUCAUAUAUGUUAACACUGCUAGAAAGUCUAAUGUAAGUUAAUAAAGAGAAACAAAUAAAUCAUGUAAAAAUCCUGUGA
Messenger RNA from Penaeus indicus, 892 nucleotides. RefSeq lists its product as uncharacterized. The record is from RefSeq and is a predicted model, not a curated record. The transcript is spliced from 2 exons. NCBI's taxonomy places the organism in Eukaryota, Metazoa, Arthropoda, Malacostraca, Decapoda, Penaeidae. Bases 18 to 620 code for a protein of 200 amino acids. Gene Ontology annotation, molecular function: chitin binding. Gene Ontology annotation, cellular component: extracellular region.